GUGUGCUUAUUAAACAAUUUUCAUCAUUAUAUAUCUUGCGCAAUAUUUCUUUCUCUAGCCCAGAGUGAAACUAGACUUUGUUCAGUGAUAUUUAUUGUUAGGAAUUGGUUGAUAAAACAACUGAUUUUGUCGGAGUAUGGCAGAAGGAGUGACAGAUCAAACACCAAAAAAAGAAAUAAAAAAAUGUCGAAGCGACUUCAGAUUUGGUCAAGUGCUUGGCGAGGGUUCGUAUUCAACGGUGAUAUUGGCUGAAGAAAAAACAACUAAAAAGGAAUUUGCAAUAAAAAUCAUUCAAAAACGGCAUAUCAUGAAAGAAAGAAAAACUGCACAUGUCAUGCGGGAAAAGGAAUGCCUAAAAAGAUUGAAUCAUCCCUUUUUUAUCAAACUUUAUUUCACUUUUCAAGAUGAAGAAAAUCUUUAUUUCGGUCUGAGUGUGGCUAAAAAAGGAGAAUUGCUAGAUUGUAUUCUAGCUGCUAAAAAAUUUGAUUUUGUCACUACUCGUUUUUACGCCGGUGAACUUGUAGCAGCACUUGAGCAUAUGCACUCUAUCAAUAUUAUUCAUCGCGAUUUGAAACCAGAAAACGUUUUAUUAGAUGACAAUUAUCAUAUUCAAAUCACUGACUUUGGCACUGCAAAGGUAAUUGAAGAUGGCGACCUUUCGACAACGAGAACUAGUUCUUUCGUUGGUACCGCCCAAUAUGUUUCACCUGAGCUUCUCAAAGAAAAGCAAGCUUGCAAAGCUUCAGAUUUAUGGGCACUUGGAUGUAUUAUACAUCAAAUGCAUUGCGGAAAACCUCCCUUUCAAGCUCAAAAUGAAUACCUCACUUUUCAAUUGAUUUUAAAAUGUCAAUACGAGUUCCCGGAAAUUUUCCAUGAAGAUGUCAAAGAUAUUGUCGAACGAUUAAUUGUGAUAGAUCCUCAGGCACGACUUGGUAGCAGUGAUCAAGAGGGAUAUCCAUCGCUAAAGUCACACAUUAUGUUUGAAGGUGUGGACUGGGAAAAUAUUGCGAACCAGCCUGCUCCUAAAAUAAUGGCAUCGUUGCAGAAAAUUUCCAAUGGACAACAGCAAACCAAUAUUCAUGAAUUGGUUGAUGAUUUUGAUCAUGCUAUGUUGAUUGAUGCCACUGGGACAACACAGUCUUCAAAAACAAGUGAAGAUCAACUUUCAUCUUGUGAUCCUUCGGACACUGAGGGGUUCGGACUCUCGGUAAAUUUACCUGAAACAGAGAAGCAGAAUUGGAUGGAAAAGCAGAAGUCUUCCAAAUGGCAUUCGUUUUGUAAAGGGAAACUUAUACUGAAACGAGGUAUGAUGGAAAAGAAGAGAGGGCUGUCUGUAAAACUAAGGCAGUUUAUAUUAACCGAAGGACCCAGGCUUAUUUAUGUUGAUCCGGUAUCUCUGCAACAAAAAGGGGAAAUUCCAUGGUCUGAAAAACUUUCUGUCGAGUUGAAAACCUUUCGUAUUUUUUAUGUGCACACGCCAAAUCGCACAUAUCACCUGAUUGAUAAAAGUAACAAUGCUAUUAAAUGGUGCAAAAAAAUUCAGGAAGUAUCAAGGCAUUACUUUGGAAAUAGUGAAAAGGGUAACUCUUCUUCAUGACGCCAGGGUUGUCAGGUUUGUUAGAUAGGGAUGUCCAUUAUGCUCAAAUUUUCAAAAAGGGGUCUGCUAUCUUUAACAUUGGAGAUGUGUCGAUAAAUCUGUAACACUAAAAUCCAUAGUAUCUUUUAUUCAAGCAAUGUUGUAUGUUUUAGAGAGCAUAUUAUCAAUUUCAGAAUGCUAAAUUGGUGAAUUAUCUUUAAAUCAGCAUAUCAAAUUUAUUUAGUGAAUAAGUAAGUCAAAAUUUUUUUUUUCACCCAGUAAAUAAAUCAAUCAGACACAAAUUAUGAGAAAAUGACAAUUGCACCCUGUUUCUGGGGAAGGGAAGCCAAGUGGAACCAAAGCUGAUUAUUGAAUAGUUUAAAACAGCUGCCAAGAGUGUUGUUUGUUUUGAAACUACUGUUAUGGACAUGAUGAAGCAUAUAAAUUUGACGAAUUAUCCAACUAAGAUUGCUUAUCAGAUAUAAUAUCAGAUAUAUUAUCUCUGGUACGCGGUGUUAGGUGAAUAAUUCACCAAAUUCAUACAGUAUCCACUUUGAAAUCACAUCUUAGGCAGAUUAAAGGAAUUCCAUAUCACAUUUCAACCCGAUAAUUGUAUUGAUGAAUUAUCUCGGCUUCUCCGUAUUUUAAAAGCUAUGUAUCAAUUUUCAGUAAUUCAAUGAAUAACGCUAAAUUAUUGGUUCCCAGAGUUGAUUAAACGGGGGCCAGAAAUAGAAGCGGAAGGAUAUUUGCGGGCCAGAAGAGGAAUGCGUCUGCACGGGAUCGGUACCAGUGCUUAUAAUUAAGAUACUGUUAUACUUAAAUUGUUACCAUUUACCAAUGCAUGAACUGUGAUAAUGACGUAACAAUUGGCUGUAUCUGGAAUGCAAAAAAAGAUGAAUUGCUGCCCAUGGUUUGGGAAACACUGCGUUAAAUUACACCAUUUUAGAAAUAUCUGAAACCUGAUAUAAAUGAAAUCUCAGGCUAACGGAAUGGUGUUAGUGAUAAUCGCUACAUCUCUACGAAAUUUGUAUUCACAGCACCUCAUGUGGAAUUGUGUAGUAAAUUUGUUGCUGCAGAUUCCCUGCAAAUAUUUUCUUAUCAAAACAGUUCCAAGACAAAUAAUGAAACUAUGUCAUCUUAUUCAAUCCAGGGAAAUACGAACAAACAAAGCUGUUGGACAUCCCUAUAUAUAAAAUCUGACAAUGAUAUAAAGUAAUCAAAUAUACAUAAAUUGAGUGAUGAACAAAAACUUAACCACGUCUUGAACUAUUUUUAUAUUUUUGAGCGGGUUAAACUAUUUGAAUGCUUUUCCUGAGUGCUAGCGAGUGUAUUUAAAAAAAAACAAGGAUAAUUGGGCUGAGUCACUGUCUGGAAAUGUGUGUGAAACUCAAGUCAUCCUUAGUGUAUGUUAUAUAUAUAUUUCGUCAUACCUUUCAAUUUAGCAUAAAAAUUCGAAAUAUGUUUGGUAAUUGAGUUUCAGGAUUCUCAAAUAUUAAUUCUGUUUAUCAAUAUAUUUGGUAUGGGACAGGUUUGUUUACAAAUAAUUCUGGUUCUAAGAGUUUUCCAAAUUGAAAAUUGAUUUGUAAAAUUAUAUUAGUCUGGAAUGUGUAGGAUUGAUAUGCUAGGACAGGUAUGGGCUAUACAAGUAUGAUCCAUCUAUGAUCAUACACUGUAAAUCAUUUAAAGUGUUUUCUUUAAGUUAUUUGAAAGAUUUUGUUAUGGGAAACUGGUGUGUCAGUAUGAUAAUAACCCUACAGUCAGUGGUGGGUUGACAUGCACCUCGUCUCGGAACAGUAUUUCUCGAACUUUUCAAGCCGGGCCCCCUUUUUUUAAUUUGUCAAGUCUCACACCCCACCUCAAAAAUAUCUAGCCAAUUAUAAGCUACAAAUAACAGAUAGUAAGACGAAAGUAUGUUUCAUUCAAAAAACACAUUGAAAAUAUGUGGAUGGAACAUAAAUAAUGAAAUAAAUGAAAAGUUUUGAAAUCUAAAUAUCCAAAAUAAUGCGAGCAAGAUCAAAUCUGACAAAUAUUUUUAUUUUUAAUUAGCUUCACGCCCCCUUAAAAAAUCGUCUACACCCCUUUUGUGGGGCACACCUCAUCGUUUGAGAACCACUGUCUUAGGAUGUUGUGAUAAUCUGCGAAUCCAAUUUUGUUUUUGUAGCUAUAAAUGUAGCGUGGUUUUCCUGUUGUUUGUUAGUAAGUUUGAAUCAAAAGAAUACUCCUUCUUAAAAUUUUGAAUCCCAUUUCUGCUUACAGUUUACUGAAUUCUACUUUCGACAUGCCUUAUAGAAAAAAUAUAUAAAUGGUCACAAUGCAAAGAGUAAAAAUUUUAAACAGUUAUGCCAGUAAUGGAUGUUUCCCCGAUCCUUGACACCAGAAAAAUUCUCCCUAUACUUUACUAUUACACAAUUUUGGAGGCUCAUUUUGUGGAUGUUUUGGAAAGUUAGCACUUACUGAUUCACAUGCUUAAAACCAUCAUUUUUAUUAAAAUAUACAACCACGUGCCACUUUCAACUAUGCUUGAAUAACUGUCUGAUAGAACGAAGUGUCUAAGCGGCUGCAAAAAUUGCAAUUGUUACAUCAUCUUUGACUUGCUGAGUGGUCAUUGUUACGAGAAUUAAUAGGGAAAUUGAUGCUCGGGGAAACAUCAAUACUGAAAUAACCCAUCAGGAUAUAAAAGCAGAGGUAUCAAACUUCCAGGCAAAAUUCCAGUAUUCCAGGCAAAUUUUUCUUAAUUUUGCGAAUCUCCUCAAUGCAACUUCCUAUUCUCACUUCCUCAUAUAUUAGUUCCCAUAUUUUAGUUAUAUUGUUUCAAAGCUAUGUAAAUUGCGUGUAUGUUAUGUUUUUCUGUCUUCAGAUAAGCAGCUUCUAUUUCAGAUCAGCUAUUAUUUAUUUGAGGUCUUUAUAGAGUUUGAUUUUGGGGUUCAGCUAUUUUCUUCUCUUCUCAUUUGUAAAAUUUUCAUUAUUUAUUUCUUGUCAUUUAUUCGUUAUUCAAGUUCUAUAUGUGAUGUUUUUGUUCACCAAUUGAAUUCAACUUUUUGUUACAAUCAGUAAAUUUGAAAAUUAAAACUUGAUCAUGAGUCAUGACAUAGCUCACACAAAAUUGUAAUGGAAAAAUAUAUAACUUUUCAAUUCUGUAUUGAACGGCGAAAUUUAUGAUUUAUUUUUGUUGUUUUAAUUAGUUGUGGAAAAUUUUUCAUUCAAAAGUUUGGCACUAAUUGUUAAAAUAAAUGUAUAUUCAUAUUCCCUUAGUUGUUGAGUUCUUGUUCUGGCUUAUUCUUAGUAUUCAAUUUAUUUUGUUUCCUAGAUACAAUUGGUUAGUUAAUUAACAAGUCCAUGCAUCUGAAACGAAUAACUGGCUAACUAAUUCCAUACCCGACAUGGACUGGUAAUUGGAAAAGGAGCCGUGGUACAUACGCUAUAUGAUAAAGCUGCUUAACUCAAAGAAAACAAUGUACAUAAUUUCAUCAAAACUUCGACAUAUUUUGGGCUACUUUUAUUAAAACAUUUUUUGUAAACAAAUUCAUUUAUUUUUAUGGCAAAUUGCUUUGGACAGUAUUUGGAUGCAUGCAUGAAUUUGUGUUAAAAUCUUUCGUUUUUAAUUGCAAAGUUCAGAGUCCUUUACCAUAAAAUCCCAUUUCUAUAUCUGGAAUAUAACUAACUGUUCCUACACAAAAAUAUUGUUAAUAAAGCUGCAUCUAAAACAACCAUCCAAGAGAAUGUUUUUCAGUUGUGCAGUCCAGUUCCUUUGAAAAGGUAUCUACCAUUCAACCGUCAACCACAAAUAUGUUACAGAAAAAUUAACAGUCAUUUAGAUCAAUUUUAUCUAUCUAUUGUAACCAAUUCAUUUUGAUAGAGGACCACUGUUUAUAUCUAUUAUAGGACUAAAUUCUAGAAUAUUUUUAACAAUUUCUGAUUAUAUGAAGUUUCUUCCAAAUAGAAAAAUAUAUUUCUUACUGUUCAAUACUGGUAUAAUUAAUGAUUGUAACAUUGUUUUGUUUUCAUGUCAAAUAAUAAAUAAACACCGCCUGUUAAA
This is a messenger RNA of Styela clava, 5612 nucleotides long. RefSeq names its product 3-phosphoinositide-dependent protein kinase 1-like. Gene Ontology annotation, molecular function: protein serine/threonine kinase activity; ATP binding. Gene Ontology annotation, biological process: peptidyl-serine phosphorylation; intracellular signal transduction. The record is from RefSeq and is a predicted model, not a curated record. NCBI's taxonomy places the organism in Eukaryota, Metazoa, Chordata, Ascidiacea, Stolidobranchia, Styelidae.